Molecule: messenger RNA, 2390 nt
Organism: Sapajus apella (tufted capuchin)
Lineage: Eukaryota; Metazoa; Chordata; Mammalia; Primates; Cebidae
Gene: TMPPE
Product: transmembrane protein with metallophosphoesterase domain
Exons: 2
Coding region: 1003-2364 (453 amino acids)
Molecular function (GO): hydrolase activity
Source: RefSeq, a predicted model, not a curated record
UUGGCAUUCCGGGAGGGGAUUCCACGUAGCGCGGGUUAGAGGGCGCCUCGGGCUCUGGCUUGGGUCGCCCUCCCUUUCCCAGUCCGUGCUCUGCGGAGCGCUCCGGAAGGAGAAAAACGGGGUCAGGAGAGGCCCCUGCAGUGGGAGCGCGGCGUUAUUUUCCCUCCGGGCGCUCUUCCUUUUCGUACGUCUUGUUCCCUUCUGGCCACUCCCCGUCGCCUGCUCUUUGGCUUGGGUUUUUCUUGGUAUUUGUGGGGCCCUUCGGCGUUUGGCGGUCCAGGUUAUGGUGGGGGGAGGGGGAAGAGGUAGGCUGCUGGGGGACGCCAGCGUUGGUGGAGGGAGGUCUGCCGAGGCGAGGAGGUGAGGUGCCGGGCGUGCACGUUUGGUGGGAGAGGAAGGACAGUGUCACUCCCUGCGUCCAAGCCCCGGGGACGACCUGAGGGGCUGCGAAGCGCUGCCUGGGGAGGUCUGCAUCACACCUGCGGAAGGGAGGGCGGGUGGCUGCAAGCUGCUCCUCUGCACGUUCCGCGGACCAGCUUUGGUUCCUCCAGGGUAGAGGUGGGCUGAGCCUUCACGCUUUAAGAGCUGGUGGCAUUUGACACCGUCGACUUGUAAGUUGCACCCUUUAACAAGGCGUUCAGUAACGCGCCUAGGGGUGAGAAAAGUGGUACGUUUACCUACAACCAAGAUUGAACUGUUUGGAAAACAGCUGCUGAAAAUGUUUCCAUUUUUGGAAAAAGUUGGCACAGAUUGAGCGUUUGCUGCUCCCCCUUCACCCGUCUGUGGUUCCUCUAUCCCAGUUUGUAGACAGAGUGUUCUUGUCCAGAAGGACCGUAGGAGUCAGACACAGCCAGCUGUGAAAACCACCGGAUAAGGUGGAACUGGGGAACAGUUCAGGAGAACAGUGGUGCAGGCGGAGUUGACCUGGAAACCUCUCCUUGGCCACUCAUUUCCACAGUCCACCUGCACGAACUGGUGGGGGAGCCUCUAGGAGCAGAGAAAAUGACCAUCUUCAGGCAGCUGUCCCUAGGCACAAAGGCCACCCUGGCCGCCGUCACUGUCUUCGUGUCCAUGAUCGCCUCCCGCUCUUUUCUGGCAGAGAGCCUCGAGCUCAGGGCCUGGCGUUGGCUGCUUCGCUUGCAGCUUGCCCUGUUUGUCAACUCGCUCAUGCUCAUUGGCUCCCUCUACAUUUGGCGCAGCACGGUCAGCAAUCUCUGCCACUCCCCAGCUGCGGAGUCAACCUGUUUUCAGCUUUGGAAGGUGGUGGUUCUGGCAUUUCUGGCCCUGGCCCAUUCCAGUUUCUUCACCAUGUUCUUUUUAGUGGCCGAGGAGCCUUAUCUGUUUUCCUUGGCAGCCUACUCCUGCCUGGGUGCCUACAUCAUCAUGCUCUUCUUCCUCUGCAUCCUCAGCGGCAUGGAGCAGGCCUACCAGCUCUUGGCCUGGCGCAGUGGUAGGGUCGUGGGCAGCCUUGACAAGACAAGGAAGCUGGUGCUCAGGCCUGCCUUGGCAGUGGGAGUGACAGCUGUGCUUAGCGUGGCAGGGAUUCUGAAUGCCGCGCAGCCCCCGGCGGUGAAGACUGUGGAGGUGCCCAUCCAUCAGCUGCCCACCUCAAUGAACAACCUCAAGAUCGUGCUCCUCUCAGACAUUCACUUGGGCCCCACAGUGGGCAGGACCAAGAUGGAGAUGUUUGUGAGGAUGGUGAAUGUGCUGGAACCAGACAUCACCGUGAUCGUGGGUGACCUCUCCGACUCAGAAGCCUCGGUCCUGCGGACAGCUGUCACUCCUCUGGAGCAGCUUCAGUCACGUCUCGGCGCCUACUUCGUCACAGGCAAUCAUGAGUACUACACGUCGGAUGUCAGCAACUGGUUUGCACUGCUGGAGUCCCUGCACGUCCGGCCUCUUCAUAAUGAGAACGUGAAGAUUUCCGCCACCCGGGCCCAACGUGUUGGUGGUGGCAGUGGCGGUGGGAGUGAGGACGAGGACUGGAUCUGCCUGGCUGGGGUGGAUGAUAUUGAAGCAGACAUCCUGCACUACUCUGGCCAUGGCAUGGAUCUCGACAAGGCCCUGGAGGGCUGCAGCCCGGACCACACGAUCAUCUUGCUAGCUCACCAGCCUCUGGCUGCCAAGAGAGCUCUCCAGGCCCGGCCAGAUAUUAACCUCAUCCUUUCUGGGCACACACAUGCUGGACAGAUCUUCCCCUUGAAUGUAGCAGCCUAUCUCCUGAAUCCCUUCUUUGCUGGUCUCUACCAAGUGGCCCAGGCCACGUUUGUAUAUGUCAGCCCAGGCACAGCCUACUACGGGAUACCCAUGAGGUUGGGUAGCAGGGCGGAGAUCACAGAGCUCAUCCUGCGACGGGCUUCCUGAACUGGCCCUGCCCUGCGCACCUCUGC